Aspergillus puulaauensis is the source of this 1551-nucleotide messenger RNA. RefSeq names its product Zn(II)2Cys6 transcription factor domain-containing protein. Gene Ontology annotation, molecular function: zinc ion binding; DNA-binding transcription factor activity, RNA polymerase II-specific. Gene Ontology annotation, biological process: regulation of DNA-templated transcription. The record is from RefSeq and is a predicted model, not a curated record. Lineage: Eukaryota; Fungi; Ascomycota; Eurotiomycetes; Eurotiales; Aspergillaceae. The transcript is spliced from 2 exons. Bases 1 to 1551 code for a protein of 516 amino acids.
AUGGAUUCUUCCAGCGACCGAGUGCCCACGGGCAGGUCUCGCAAUGGUUGCAUUACUUGCAAGGCCCGCCGCGUCAAAUGCGACGAGACGAGACCUACUUGUCGCAGAUGCGAGAAUGCAGGGAGAAGGUGUGAUGGCUACGGGGAUACUUUGGAUCCAGAGGCCCCUGAUGGUGCCUCGUCGAACAGCCUGCGGAUUGUACAGCAUGUCCCCGGCAUUUCGAGGCCAACUCGCAUGUGGCAGACCCCCCAGUCGCCGGACCUCAUCAAUGACGACGAGUAUCGCGCUCUGGAAUUCUUCCACCAGAACACCACUCAGUCGUUCACUGCGGAUAUCGGCGUUCAGCUACUCCGCGUGGCAUACCACCAGCCCAUCCUGAGGAGCAUCGCCGUCGCUAUAGGGACUCUCCAUAGGUCCUUUGUCCUCAAUGGGAGAGGCCCUCGGGCAAGCAGCACCGACGCACAGUUCAUGCUAUUUCACUACAAUAGGGCCAUCCGAGAGUUGGUUUCAAUACAACCGGAGACAGUCCAGCGAGACGAAACGUUCCUGAUUGCCUGCAUCUUCUUCUUCUGUUUCGAGUGCCUUCGAGGUGAGUACAAGCAUGCCGUGCGCCAUGCGACUUCGGGUCUCAAAAUCCUCAAGCAACAACAGUCCUUGCCUGAGAGAGACUCGAUACUGCCACUGGAGGCCAUCGCGCUGCCAUUUUGCAUUCUGGAGACCCAAGUGUUGGAACUCAAGGGUGAAGAGGCCCUUGAUGUGGAAUUACAUCCUGCGAUGCUGUCCUCCUUCACGCACCCGAGUAUCAGCCCACUAAGCCCGGCUUCUGAUGUAAGCGAGAUGCUCAAGGCAUUCCAACUCUUGUGCAAUCGAUUUACGCGAUUUGAAUCGGCUUGUGGGGUCCUCUCACAUCAACGCCCUACUAGCCAAGUUCGACAGAUAGAGGAGGGCUAUUUGCGCAUUCGGAGAGACCUCGAAAAUUGGUUGCACGUUUUCGAAGUCUGGCUUGACUCGUGCCACAGUCAGACAGACCCAACUGUCAUGAUAAUGAAAGUCUGGAGGCUGCUGAUGCGGGUCUUUUUCGAACUGAACUGGCCACCUCCAGAGCUUGCCUGGGACAAGUACGUGCCAGUAUUCGCAACAAUAAUCUCGCUGGCUACAGAUAUAUUGCAGGAACCGCGACAGUAUUUUCAACGGAACAGCUCGAGCGCACCGACGGCCACAUUCUCGCUCUCCUUGGGCAUUGUGACUCCGCUUUUUAUAUGCGCUACUCGCUGCCGCCACUCCUCUGUCCGCCAUGACGCCAUUAAUCUCCUUUUACAUUCCCGACGCCGCGAAGGGCUUUGGGAUACUGAGCUGGCGGGGCGCAUCGCAGAGCGGAUUGUCAGUCUCGAAGAGUCUAGGGCUGGGCUCAGGCCUGGUUCUGAGUAUAUUCCUGGGGAAAUUGGGGCGUCCGCACGCAUCGUGUCCCUGUCGCCUUAUUUUACAGAGAGGAAACAGGCGGACAUUGGGUAUAGCCGGAUGCAGGUUUCGUGCGGUGAUCCGACAGAAUAG